Messenger RNA from Ambispora leptoticha, 2505 nucleotides. Lineage: Eukaryota; Fungi; Glomeromycota; Glomeromycetes; Archaeosporales; Ambisporaceae. The record is from the annotation of a GenBank genome assembly.
AUGUCGCAACGUAGAAAAUCAAUAACAAGGGAACAAAACAGAGCCAUUGACAUUGAUAGCGAAAACAGAAACGUUAUUAAUGAAAAUAAUUAUAGUCAAGUCUCCAUAACACAUAUUCCAACACCUGGUUAUUUUAACGAUCUUUCGUAUAUUGCUCCGUCUGCACCGCCGUCUCCAAGUAUUUAUAACUCUUUUCGUCAUUAUACGUAUACUGGCGCUCCACAUUCGAGAAAUUCUAUUAGGCGAACCCAGAAAGGAAAGGCGGCAAAUGGAUCUACCACUCAAAUCAAUUAUUUGAGAGAUGAUUCUAACGCAAGCACUCCAGUCAAGCUGAAAAAUGAAUUAACUAUUGAAAAAUUCGAAUCGAUCGAACAACAAGCACAAGCAGAAAAUGAAGCGUCAGCUCGACAAUAUUUGUCCACUGAACCGUCGGAAGACGACAAUGAAAAUCAGGAGUAUGAGGGAGUUUCCCAGUAUGAUAUUAUUUUUGAUCCUAUUGAUCAAAUUCGCAUUAAAGAAGAUGAAAUGCGGUCACCGCUUCAGCGUAAGCUUUAUUAUUUCUUUGAAGUUCCGAGUUCUACAUCCGCGAGAAUAUAUGCGUUCUUUUCGGCGCUAUGCGUUUUGGUGACAAUAAUUAUCAUUUGUGUGGAAUCUUUGCCAACUUUCUAUGAAAAUGAAUGGCAAUAUUAUCGUAGGAUAUGGCUUCCAGUUAAUCUUAUUGUCGUAUUGGUGUUUACUGUUGAAUACAUUGGAAGAUUUUAUGCUUCUAUUGAUCGGAUUAAAUUCAUGAGGCAAAUAUGGAAUGUCUUCGAUUUAGUUACAAUUAUCCCCUUCUACUGUGAAUUGUUGCUCCCACUUACUAGUGAGUCGGUGAUUCGUUACCUUCGAAUUUUUCGAUUAUUUAGGAUCCUUAAAAUUUUACAGUGGGCCAGAUACACAGCUGGCUUCCAUAUUAUCAUCCGAGUUUUCAGACGAUCAUUGAGACAAAUCGCGUUAGUAUCAAUAUGGGUUUUCGUGAUAAUUCUUACUUCGUCAGCACUUAUGUAUUACUUGGAGCGUGGUACUUACAAUGAGAAAGAUAAUACAUGGUACAGAACGGAUCCUGAUGGGGUAUUAGAAGUGAGUCCCUUCCAAUCAAUAAUUCACAGUUUCUGGUGGUCAGUAGUUACCAUCACGACAACCGGUUAUGGGGACACUGUUCCAUAUUCGGCCUGGGGUAGAGUCGUGGCGGGAGUCACAAUGUUGUGUGGUGUUUUAGUGAUUGCUAUUCCCACUUCAAUUAUCGGCUCGAAUUUCGUAACCGAGUGGGCAUUGCAUCGGCGUAUUGAAUUUCAAAUGAGACUUCGCCGAAGCAGAGAAAGAGCUUUCGCCAAGAAAAAAUUUCAGGAGGAAACAAAGCGUAUUAACAAGAAUCUCGAGAAUUUCAAUAACCUUGUUCGAGCACGCAAAAUAAGGAAAGGCAACACUAUUGAUGCUACACAGAUGGAUAGUUCUUCUCAUGGAACAGAAGAUCUAUCAGAGUUUAAUGAGCUGACCCAGAGUUCAUUUAAAAAAUUGAUAAAUCUUAAGCCUUUAAAAUUUAAAAAACAUGCGACGACCGAUGAAAUAAUUCAGGAUACUGAAGAGGUAAAGAAUAAUGGAAUUGGUUCUUUAACGAAAAAAGCAGUGAAGAAAAUUCGUCGGACACUUUUAUCUGGAAAAAAGGAUAAUGAUUCUUCAUCCCAAGCAAUAUCUCAAGAAAUUAUAAGUUCUCCCGUUGACGUUUAUCUGAAUGAAAAUCCACCGGUGCAAGAUGAUAACGUUUCAGAAUUGAACCUAAGUGAAGGUGAAAUGACAAACAUCCAUUUAGAAACUUCAUCCGAUUACGAGGAUAAUCAUCAAAGUAUCAUGACAUUCCCUGGAACUACCAAAGAAUUAAAACUUGCAACCUUGGCUGCUGGGAAAGUUUCUGGUCACCCACAAAAAUUGGUUCGAAAAAAGAUGAGUCACUUGACAAAACUGUUCGAAAAGGAAUCCAAGAAUAAAAGCGAUUUGGACCCUGGAGAUCAAAAUGCUAUGACACCGGAUUUGGAGAAGGGUUUAGGCGGAAUUCGUACACCUAUUGCAACUGAAACAGUUACGCCAACAAGACUUUCACCGUCAAUUACACCAACAAGACUUUCACCAUCAAUUACACCAACAAGACUUUCACCGUCAAUUGUACCAACACCAACAAGACUUUCACCGCCACGAUUAACACUUAUAGCUCAGGUGAAUGUUGAUGAUACUAAAAACGAAAAUAACGUCGAAGUGCUGGUGGAAAGUCCAUCUUCAGAAGAAAAUAUUGAGAAAAUUCAAAACGAUUCGGAUUUUGUUGUGAAUUUCGAAAAUUCAGAAUUACCUCCAGAUCCACAAAGUAACGUUAAUAAUGGCGGCUCAACUCCUAUUCAUGCUUUGGCGCCGGAUGAAGAUUUAGAGAAUACGCAAAUUUCAUCAGGAGAAAAGCAAGUCCAACUCGAAAUUUGA